AUGCACUACGAGCCGCCACAUCCUUCCUUCCCGACCCAUCAGCUCUUGUCGCCACCGAAGACACUGUCUCCUCUUUCACUGUCGUCCCCGAUGUUUCUUCUUCGAGCAGUCGUUGAGCUUCCUCCCAAUAGCCUUCUUGGCCUCUUUAUCGCCGUUUUCUGCGUCCCUAUCAAGCUUUGGAGGCCUUCUUCUUCAAUCUAG
Linum trigynum is the source of this 201-nucleotide messenger RNA. The record is from the annotation of a GenBank genome assembly. Lineage: Eukaryota; Viridiplantae; Streptophyta; Magnoliopsida; Malpighiales; Linaceae.